AUGACCACUGAUCCUUCUGCUAAAUUAAAAGCUGCUAAGAAUUCCUUAGUGGCUUCAUUAUUUGAAUUAUCUAAAUCAGCUAAUCAAACUGCCUCCUCUAUUGUCGAUUUUUACAAUAGUGUUGGUGAUGAUGAAGAAGAAAAACUAGAAGCCUUCACCACUUUAACCGAAUCAUUACAAACUUUGACAUCUGCCACUUCAAACAUUAAUGAAAUUGGUAUGGAUUUGAUCCAUGGUACUUCCAAUGAUGCACUAAAGGAUGAAACUAAUGAUGCAUCAAGUCCAUCAUCAUCAAACGCUCACUCCAAAAAAAAGAGAGCUGAAAAGGAUCCAAAUGCACCAAAAAAGCCAUUAACUGUCUUUUUCGCCUAUUCAGCUUUUGCUCGUCAACAGUUACGUGCUGAUAGAGAAAAUGAAGGUUUGCCACCUUUAUCAUCUACUGAAAUCACCCAAGAAAUUUCUAAAAAAUGGAAAGUUUUAGAUGAAGAAGAAAAAGAUAAAUGGAGAGCAGCUUAUAAUGUAGAAUUAGAACAUUAUCAAAUGGAAAAGCAAAAAUAUUUGGAAUCUAAAAAAAAUAGGUGA
Molecule: messenger RNA, 582 nt
Organism: Henningerozyma blattae CBS 6284
Lineage: Eukaryota; Fungi; Ascomycota; Saccharomycetes; Saccharomycetales; Saccharomycetaceae
Exons: 1
Coding region: 1-582 (193 amino acids)
Source: RefSeq, a predicted model, not a curated record